Messenger RNA from Asterias rubens (European starfish), 1951 nucleotides. Its product is annotated as CAP-Gly domain-containing linker protein 4-like. Gene Ontology annotation, biological process: cytoplasmic microtubule organization. The record is from RefSeq and is a predicted model, not a curated record. Gene Ontology annotation, cellular component: nucleus; cytoplasm; microtubule plus-end. Gene Ontology annotation, molecular function: microtubule plus-end binding. Lineage: Eukaryota; Metazoa; Echinodermata; Asteroidea; Forcipulatida; Asteriidae. The coding region runs from base 256 to 1749 and encodes 497 amino acids. The transcript has 9 exons.
ACACUGGCGAGAUUGUGUCAAUUGGUGGCGCAAUUCUACCACUUUUUGCAGUUUUCUUCUUAUUUUUUUUCCCAGCAACUUCAUUGGUGGCGCCAUUUAUGAGACCACAAAUUUUGGGUGAAACUUUUCGUUCAUUUUUACCGUCUGCUAAUUUUCCACCGCAAAGACACACACAUCGGCCAGCAGGUUGCUGCUUUUGCUGCAAAAUGACGAGAAUUCUGGUGUCUCCUGUCACUUGAGAACACUCAUAAAAAAAUGGAAGAAGACCAAACUCCAGAACACAACACAUCAUUGCCUUCAUUGUCACCAAAUCUCACCGUCAUCCCAUCUUGCCGAACACAACCAACAGUUCACCCAGUCUCAGAUGCACCUCUUUGUGCCCAAUGCAGAGACCUUCAACUUGCCUUCUUUGACCCCCAGUGCCCUGGAUGUUGGUCCCUAGCACAGGAUACUAAGAGGAGUGUUGGAGAACUCUUUGCUAUCGUCAGACAAUGGGUGCCCCAAGUGCAGAGGAGUUUAUGUGCAAUUAGUCAGGAGAUAUUUAAGCGUGACUUCCAUGUGGAUGAUCGUGACGGCUUAACGGAUAUGACGCUCCUUCACUAUGCCUCGAAAGCAGGAUCUGAAGGUAUUAGUGACAGAUUGGGGACCCUCCAGCUCAUACAAACACUUCUAGAUAACGGAGCCACGCCAGAGUUACAAUGUCGCUGGACGCACAUGACAGCUUUACACUACGCAGCAUUUUUCGAUGUGGUUCCAGCGAUCCGACUUCUUUUGAAGGCGACAGAGGUUAAAGAUAUAGAGAAUAAAUGCAGUGAGUUUGACAAUGGCACGGCACUCCAUAUAGCUGCAUCCAAUGGUUGCCUUGAGUCAGUUAGAUGUCUCCUACAGCUCGGAGCUAACUGUCGAGCCAAGGAUGACCAAGGUCGUAUUCCACUCCUCUGCGUUCCUGACUCAAACGAUUUCAUGAAGUCUGGUUGGGAAGUAACCGCUGGUAAACUAAGGCAACUGCUUCAUCCAGACUCGACGUUUGAGAGACCAAAGUAUGCACCGCAGACUUACGAUGAUGUGCCGAGUAAAGUUCUGCUGUCCUCGCAGGGUCUCAGAAUAGGAGAUCGAGUGUAUGUAGGUGACAGUAAGAUUGGUACGCUACAGUUCUGUGGGACGACACAUUUUGCUUCAGGAUUAUGGGCUGGAGUUGCUCUUGACGAACCAGACGGGAAGAAUAAUGGCUCAGUUGCAGGAAUCUCCUACUUUGAAUGUCCUUCAAAUCACGGUAUCUUCGCACCUCUGUCUAAAAUCAGCAAGGACGGUAGCCCUCGACCUGGUACCCCUAAGGCUGAUUCAGGAGUCCCUCUUGCUGUCAUUCACCGCAAGAUUGAUGUCUCACAUGUUUCCCCGCGUGUUGAUACUGGUCUUCGUACAAGGCUGUUUUCCUCAAUCAACAGAAUGGACGAUAUUGAAAUAGGAGAUAGGGUUACAGUAGCUGGUCAGGAACCUAGACACGGCACUGUAAGAUACAGUGGACACACUCAAUUCGCUUCAGGAUGGUGGUUUGGUAUUGAGUUGGAUAAGCCACACGGUAAGAAUGAUGGCUCAGUGGCAGGUGUUCGCUACUUUACCUGCAGUUUACUUCAUGGAGUCUUCGCUCAUCCUUCCAAGAUAACAAGAUGCAAUCUAUCUCUAAGGGAUUCUUGUGAAAGUUCGGUGUCUUGUGAAGGCCUUGAGAAAAAGGCUGCCAUCGAGAAAUAAAUAAAACUUGCAAGUUAUUCAACUCUCACCAAAAGUAUUCGUAUGUUUACUACUUGUAGAUUUUAUUAUUUAUUUUUAGAAACAAACUGAAAUGUAAAUUAUCUUGACACAUAAUAUGCAACUCAAAAAGAAUAUAAUCAUGAUUAAGAAUAAAUAUUUAUUAAACUGAGCGCAUGCAAUAGAUUAAUAUCUGCACGAAUAG